Messenger RNA from Mus pahari (shrew mouse), 990 nucleotides. It is a transcript of the gene Ift25, whose product is annotated as heat shock protein family B (small) member 11. Gene Ontology annotation, cellular component: centrosome; intraciliary transport particle B; cilium. Gene Ontology annotation, biological process: intraciliary transport. NCBI's taxonomy places the organism in Eukaryota, Metazoa, Chordata, Mammalia, Rodentia, Muridae. The transcript is spliced from 8 exons. The record is from RefSeq and is a predicted model, not a curated record. The coding region runs from base 463 to 894 and encodes 143 amino acids.
CGGGCGGGGAUCACGAGCGGACCCGGUCCUUUCGCGGAGCUACCCGAGGCCCAGGCGAGCGGGUAUCUUUGUAUCUUCUGAUAUAAACUAGCGCAUGGUUACCACCAGCAUCCGCGUCAUCUGUUGAGCCGCUUCUAACCUUGUUUGAGUCAGUGUCUUCAACAGACGGUAGAGUAAACAGAAAAUGAUGACUGCUGCUGUUACAGAGCCUGUAAUUUUAGCUGUUGGAGAGACUAAAGGAGGGGAUCACCUGAUGCUGGGAGUUCUGAGGACAGCAUGGCUAACACAGCAAGACUCAUCUCAGAAAAGCAACCGAAAGCAGCGUGUCAGCUGUGAAUGAGCCUGGGGCGGUGGGCAGACCUGCAACCCCAGCUCACGGGGAGCAGACCAGGAAGACCCUGAACGGGAGAGACCUUGUGCUGGCCACCACCUCUAAAAUGCAGCCGGGCUAAACAUUUUGAAAUGAGGAAGGUGGAUCUCUGCUCAGUCACUGAAGGGACAGAAGUGAUUCUGGCCACGUCGAGUGAUGAAAAGCACCCACCUGAAAACAUCAUAGAUGGGAAUCCGGAAACCUUUUGGACAACCACAGGCAUGUUUCCCCAGGAGUUCAUUAUUUGUUUUCACAAACACGUAAAGAUUGAAAAGCUUGUGAUACAAAGUUACUUGGUGCGGACUUUGAGGAUUGAAAAGACCACAUCUAAAGAGCCAUUGGAUUUUGAGCAGUGGGUUGAAAAAGAUUUAGUACACACAGAGGGGCAGCUUCAAAAUGAAGAAAUUGUGGCACGAGAUGGCUACGCCACUUUCUUGAGAUUCAUUAUUGUCUCAGCGUUUGAUCAUUUUGCAUCUGUGCAUAGCAUUUCUGCAGAGGGACUAACAGUCUCAAGUCUUCCUUAGUAAUUACAACAAAAUGCUCUGAACUACUUUUAAAAUAUAUUUAUUGAAAUACAAAAGCUAUCUUUGAUAUGUUUGCUAUUAAAUAGAUUUGUAUCA